Messenger RNA from Carlito syrichta (Philippine tarsier), 697 nucleotides. RefSeq names its product teneurin-1-like. Gene Ontology annotation, molecular function: protein heterodimerization activity; protein homodimerization activity; cell adhesion molecule binding. The annotation marks the transcript as partial. The record is from RefSeq and is a predicted model, not a curated record. Lineage: Eukaryota; Metazoa; Chordata; Mammalia; Primates; Tarsiidae. Gene Ontology annotation, biological process: neuron development; heterophilic cell-cell adhesion; signal transduction. Gene Ontology annotation, cellular component: neuron projection; membrane. The transcript is spliced from 4 exons.
AUGACAAAUGGUGUGAGGCAGCCUCAUUUACUUUUUAGCUGCUAUAGCCCUGAAGAAUUUACAUAUGUGCAGAACAGCCCACACAAUCAGUUCACCUUCAGACCCCUCCCGCCACCGCCGCCGCCUCCGCAUGCCUGCACCUGUGCCAGGAAGCCAACCCCUGCAGUGGACUCUCUUCAGCGGAGAUCAAUGACUACCCGCAGCCAGCCCAGCCCAGCUGCUCCAGCUCCCCCAACCAGUACGCAGGAUUCAGUUCAUCUGCAUAACAGCUGGGUCUUGAACAGCAACAUACCACUGGAGACCAGGCAUUUUCUUUUCAAACAUGGAUCUGGUUCCUCUGCAAUCUUCAGCGCAGCCAGUCAGAACUACCCUCUGACGUCCAAUACCGUGUACUCGCCCCCUCCAAGGCCACUUCCUCGAAGCACCUUUUCCCGACCUGCCUUUACCUUCAACAAACCUUACAGAUGCUGUAACUGGAAGUGUACAGCAUUGAGCGCCACUGCGAUCACAGUGACUUUGGCCUUGUUACUAGCCUAUGUGAUUGCAGUACAUUUGUUCGGCCUGACAUGGCAGUUGCAACCAGUUGAAGGAGAGCUCUAUGCAAAUGGAGUUAGCAAAGGGAACAGAGGGACCGAGGCCAUGGAUACUACUUACUCUCCAAUUGGAGGAAAAGUUUCCGAUAAAUCAGAGAAAAAAG